CGAAGCUGUCACAGAAGGAAUGACAACAUAAAUGUCAAUUUUCAAUCGUCGCGACUCGCGAGUUGAGCAGCCGAAUAUUUAAUUUACCAUUAUUUUAUUGUUGGAAAUUUGCAAAGUGAACGAUUAUAAACCUGUGAAAACUUACUUCUUAAACUAUCUUUGGUAAUCACUAGUUGUUUGUACAGUAUAAUGUUCAAACCGCAAGGUCAUUGUUCGUUAAGCUAAUCUACGGGUCUAGAAGAGUGAGUGAUGUGAAAAGUGGUUGUGCUUUUUAGUAUCGAAGGAUCUAAUUAACAAAUUAAAUAAAAUUAAAUGAUUUGGAGAAAAAGCUAAAAUUAACAAAGAAAGUAUUCAAUAUAUAUGCAGUGUUGGUAAAAAGUCAGGUAAAGGAAGCACCCAGUAACUAUAGAGAAAAAAUCGAAACAAAGACAAUUUUGCAGGUACGACUCUUACUGCGUUUGGCCGCAUCUCUCGUUUGCCAUACUUACCGAUUUCGGUCUUUGUUUCGUAUAAAUCUUCGUUUUAUGGCCGACACUAUUAGCCAAUUUUGAAUAUUUUCCAACUUUAUGUUCGCAAAAAAAAAAUUAACACAAUUCGCUUUCUAUGUAUAAAUUGGCUUUUUAAUUGAUAAAUGUUUUAAGAGCCCAAUGUCGGCAAAUUGGUCAUGUAUCUCUGCAACAUGCCAAUGCAUCAUAGUUUAGAAACCGUCCACCAAAUCAUACAGAUAUAUCACUCAUCACAGUGCUCAUUCAUAACGACAAAGUCGACAUACACAUUCUCAUACACCUAGUAUUGGUGGUAUAUAUGUAAGUGAACAAGAUAUUGAUAUGGCUACGACAACAACGGCAACAACUGAAAAUGCAUUGAAACACCCACAGCAACUGCAAUUAGCGGAGGCUGGUGGGGAUAGGCAGCAGCAGCAGCAGCAGCGUAUAAGCCAUAUAGCGGAGGAGUCAUCGACUAUAAAUGGGUGCGUUACACAGACAGCGGUAAAGGAGGAAAUUGACGAAGUGGAGCAACACACCCAAAAAGCGCAAAACACCAACAACAAAACAUACAGUUAUGAAAAUGAAGCUGUAGAAGGAACACCGGCUACACCUGCUGUGACAGCGAUGUCAGUAAUGGCCAUGAAUGAAGCACCAGAAUCUCGUUUGUGUGGAAAAAAAUUGUUGUUGUGUCGACGCUUUAAGGAUUGUGGUGGAAUUUUGCGUAACUUUAAUUCUUUGCCAUUAUUCGUAUAUGCGACAUCGCCAUCCACGCAUGCCAUCUCGGCCGAUGGCGUGGGCGUGGCUAAGGAGGCCGUAGCAGCGGCAGACGCUAUAGUUCUAAAGAAUAACGACUCCUAUGACCUUGCGCUUUGCCCCACAAACAAUAGCGGCUUUGCAACAACAACCGCAAUUAUUAGCGCCAUGGACUGUUUGCCCAUUAUGAAUGGCGGCAGUAGUAGUAAUAGCAGUGGCAUCGGCACACUCGGCCUUGGCGUUGCAAAUCAUCACAUCUUGUCUAACGGCAACAGCAGCACAGCGGCCGCUGUAAUGAGCGGCAGCACACCGACAGUCACCGCCGUUGUCGGUUCAUAUCCACAGCAACUCGCGAACUUGCAUGCACACCACCCGCAUCUGAAUUUGGUUGGCCAUCAUGCCGUAACACCGUACAGCAAUAAUUAUCCGCUGCAUCAUAGCAGCAGCCAUCAUCACAUACAGAGCGAGCAGACCAAGUCGCUGCAGGAGCUGCAGCAUGAAGUUGGUGCGCUGUUGGAAUUUCGCGAUCUGGUCAUUGAAACCUUUCCGGAUCUCAAGCAUAAAAUGGCGUCUAUGUCAUCAGCGACAGGUUCGUCCACAACGAACGCAACCGGUGGCGCUGUGUUGAGUAGCGCAUCGGGAACGGGCGCACACACGCUCGCCUGUGGUAGUGGCAGCGGCAGUGGUGGCAUGUCGAAUGCGUCGUUAGUAUCGAGACGCGAGUGGGAGCCCGGCAUACGCUUGAAGCGCAAAGUUUCGCAGAAAGAACCGUCCAUACCGGCAGCCAACGGCGCCACUGCUGCGGCCGUUGCAGCCGGCGAAUUAUCCUCAUCGUCGCUGACGCGUAGCCGCAGCAAUUCACAUAGCGGUAAAAAAGAGCCAAAGAGCGGAGAGAAUAACAACGGUAGUGUUGUUCAGGAUUCCGGUUUCUCCACGGAGACAAGUUCAUCGAAGGAGGGGCAUAGUGCUUCGUCCACAAAUGGUGCUAUGACGGGCCCCACCGCACUGAAUCGCCUCUCCUGCCACGAAUCGGACGACGAGCUGCUCAAUUUGCUCGAUGUCAUACAUCGUAAGUCAAAUCGUUUACGCGAAGAAAUGGAUCAGCUGCAGCAGUAUGAGCGCCAGAAUUUGCGCGGCGCCGGCAGCAAUCUUAGCAACAGCAACAAUAAUAAUCCAGCGGAUGAGUCGACAACAACAGUUGUUGCUGCAAGUGACUUGUCUGCACAUGCGACACGCAGUUCCUCGGUGUUGGCGAAGUCCAGCAGUAGCGGCAGCAGUAAUAUUACUGUAAAUGGUGGCGGUUUCACACCGAAAACCUUCCGUGAACAUGUAGAACGCCUCAACAAGGAGGAUAUAAAGCAGUUGCGUAAGGAACGCGAUCGCCUGCUCGAUAAGCUGGCCGAAAUGGAAGCGGAAACCUUAACCGGACGCAUUAAGGCGGCCAAAAUGAAUGAUCAAGUGGAGGAGCUGAUUAGCGUGAAAAAGGAUCUCGAGGAGCAGUUAAAGUUGGCCAUGGCGCAAAAACUUGAUUUAAGCGCGCGCGUGCAGCAACUGCAGUUGCAGCAACAGCCACAACAGUUCCAGAGUAAGAGUUCUUCAAGUCAAUCUGAUUAUUCGAGUCAACGCAACUUCUUAUCCUCCGCUACCACGGUGCUCUCCACUGGCAGCGCUGCUUCGGCACAGCUUUUAGAUGCUGGUACCGCUGCCGCCACCAACACUAGCACACUAACGAGCGCACAAAGUAGGCGUCAACAUACAUUCCAGCCAGUGGUGGUGAUCGAGCAGCAGCAACACAAUCAUCGUCCGUUACAUCCAACGCCGCCCGAGGACAUACACAUUGCAUUCCAUCAAAGCGCAAGCAGUGAUAGUAAAAAGCAGCAAUCCGAACAGAGUGAGCAGCAGCAAUUGGGCCGUCUGGAUGGUGUUGUAAGCACACCGGGCGGGCGCUACAGCAAAUGUCGCUUGAUCGAUUCAAAGCGCUUCGCCGCUAUACUAUUGGAAACGAGCGUAGUCGAGCUACAGCGGCAUCUGCUGACGCUCACUGUGCAAAAUCAGGCACUGAUGCAGAAGCUCGACUCGGCUACCAAGUCAAAAACUCAUUUAGCCAAAAGACUGGAUAAAUCAAAAGAUGAUGUGGAGGAUCUGCGUUUUCAAUUGGAAGAGAAGAACAUCGAGUUGGAGGGCACUAAGGCGCAAUUGCGCGUUUUGGAGUCACGCAUACACUCUGUAACGCCCAACAGUGGCGCGCCCACUAAUUCCUACUUACACUCUCAAAAUGAUUACGAAACCAAUCGGUCAUCAGCUUCCACCACGUUAAUGUUGAGUAGGCGUGGCAUCGGCAGCGGCGCUAGUGAUACUUUACAUUAUAGUGACUUGCGUUCGGCAACACCAAUUUCAACCACCACCACAACAAUGCCAAUGACAACAACAAUCGGUCAAAUGCCCGCACCACAGGUUACACAAAUAUCAACGCCCAGCAUGAAGGCAAUGAUUCACCUACCGAUGGAUGAACUCCAACAGCAUAGUAGUAGCACCGAAUCGGCACAUGAUCAUGAGUUGCAAGAGAGUGGCGAUACACAGACGACGGCAAGCAGACUGAUGAGCGCAAGCGUGGGUGGCAUUAGUCCGUUUGAGAGUGCGGCGCGCGGUAAACAAGUUAGCUCGGUCAGCAAGCCAAGCAAGAUUCCUUUGCCGGGCAGCAAAGCGGCAGCCUAUUUUGCAGGUAAACCACCUAGCGGACGUCCAUCUACUGCAGGUCGCUCACCUCCUUCCACCCACACAUACGGCAACUCGAACAAGUCGUCACUGUGUCGCAGUACCGGCAAUCUGUUAUACAGCAAAUCACCGAACAGUCUGAAACGUGCCGACUCCGCACAAAGUAUACGCAAAGACAACUCAUCGCUGAGUACCAAUACGAGUCGCAGCUCUACAUCUUCUUCCAUACCGUUGGCGACGCAUCACUUGUCAAAUGCUACCUCGAAGUCACCGAUUGGUACAGUCUGCAACGCGACACCAACUCCGUCCACGAGAGUGCUACAAAACUCUCCACUACCGAAGCUAAAGCGUGAAUCGCUCACCUCACGUGUACGCCAUUUGGAUUCAUUGUCGCGUGUACAUCAGCAUAAUCAACAUUCGAACGUCAGUAGUAAUAGUGUUGGUGGUGGCAGUGAUGUCUUCUGCACAUCACCCACAGUCUCGGCCUACAACACGGCGCACAACAACCAUAAUCACAGCAAUUCGACACUGCUAACGUCCACUUCGCCAACUGCGCUGUCCACCAGUUCGGCGAGUAGCUACAUUGUGAGCAGCACGCCAAAGCCCAGCGCCAUAGCAGCGCAUAUAAAUGCAACGCUGCGCAAGGAUACACAAUUGAAUACAAGCAAUUAUGGUGCACAACAAUUUUUGCGCCGCGCCACAGGUGGCAAUGUCGCCGCCGCCGCCACUAAUUCAGCUGGCUCUGGUCAAAGUGUGGUGAAUAGCAGUGCGACUGCGCGUCGCUUUAGCAGCGCCUCAGUGGUGGGUGCGCGCAUAGCGAGCCGUAGUCAGUCGCAAGAUGGCGGCAGUGGGGAGCAGCAACAACAACAACAGCAGCAGAGCGAUAGCGAUAGUGGCAAGCAUUCACUGCUCUAUGAGCUGCUGCCAGCUUACAAACCGAAUGAAAACUCUGUCAACUCCGCAACUGUACAAAAUUGGCGACAACAACAAUGGCAACAGGUGCUGACACAAGCCUUGAACAACCAUGGCACUGGUGCGGCCGAGCGCGUGGCUUACCAUCUCACAGACGGCCACAGCGUAGGCGGUAGCGCGCUUUCGCCCACCACCUACGCGACGCGUACGCAGCCGCUUCAGCUGAGCGUAAAUCUGCAGCUGAAGAGCAAAAGUAAGGAUCAUUAUAGUUUUGUGCGCGCCUACGAGUUGGAGGAGCAAACUAAAUUGCAACAACAACCGGUGCGUAAGAUGAACUCGCUGCUGCCGGAGGUCAGCAUACCCAGCUUUGAUUAUUACUACUCGAACGAAUCGCUGCGCAGUUCGGAUCGUGGCAGCGAUAAUUUGCUGGUGACCUUCGAUUAUGGCUAUAGUGACUCAUUGCUCGAGGCGACAAGCGGUAAUGAUGAUUUUAGCAUUGAGCAGAAGCAAUCACGCAUUGCUCGGCCCGAACUGCGUACGGUCUAUCCAAUCAAGGAGGAGUUGGAGAGCGCGCCACUGUGUGAGAACCUGAAUUUGUGGCAGCGCAAACAAGCGGCUGUCGGUUGUUUGGAUAAAUAUGAGGAUGAUGAUUACAGUGAUAGCUGGGAGCAAAAAGAGGAGGACGAAGAGGCGUAUGAGAAUAUUUGGUUUAAUACAGCGUUGACGCGCAGUCAACAGGCGGAACGCAAUAAAACGCGUUUUGGUUCUGAUGCAGCAUUCAAAGUGCAUCAUAUGCAACAUGAUGCAACUUUUGAGGAAUACGGAUAUGAUGAUGAUGCAGAGGAGGAGGAGGAGGUAGAACAGAGUAUCGAUGUUUCAUUAGAUGCGCGCAAGAACGGCACUGAGAGUAGUCAUAGCGCGGUCAGCGCUAAUAGUUUCUACUAUCGUCAGCUGGCGUUAGACCCGUGGGGCAAGGAGGCGGUUGUCAUUGAAGCGACGGUUGCACAGAAAGUGCAUGAAAAUGCAGCGGAGGCCGAAGAGGAAGAGGAAUUUUUUGAUAGCCUGAAUUAAGCGGCGUGUUAAGCACUAUAUGAUUCCAACUUUAUUAAUUUUGCUUAAAACUGUGUUUCUUUUAAUUGUUUGUGUGUUUCGCAUAGUUCAAUUUUAUAUUAAUUUCUUUUUAGCAAAAUAUUUUUUUUUAAAUUUUUUUUGUAUGCAAAUAUUUAAAUUUUUUUGAGAUAUUUAUUCAUUUAUUAAAAAUAGGCGCACUGAAUUAUUAAUCAUACAGUUAUUUAGUAAAGAAAUACAAAAUUUUCUUAGCAUAACUUUGAAAAAUGCAAAAUUUAUCAAAAGUUAAAAUUUGAUUUUGCAAAUAUUUUAAAAAAUUCAAAUUUAAAUUAGAAAAUGCAAUGUUUCGAAUUAAUAUUUGAUUUAUUUGUUGUUAAGCGUCAAUAGGUUUUCGCUGUAUUUUGAAUUUUUUUUGUAUCGUGCAUUGUAGAUUUUGUAUUUUUUCGCCUUUAAAAAUUAUAUUAUUUUUAUUUUAGCAUUUAUCCACAAAUAUGGCUACUUAUUUACAAUACUAACACAACACUUGCACUUAUGAUGUAUGUAUGAGACACUGUAAUACGUAUAUUUAUAAAUUUCUAAAUAAUAACUCAUUACUAAAAUUAUACAUAAUAUUAUAUUUAUAUACAUAUAACACACUGCAAUAACUUUAUUUCAUAAAUUUUUCUUAAAAAAAUAUUGAAAUUUUCUUUAGUAAUACACUUUCAAAGAUGUAUGUACGAGUAUGUACAUAUAUUGGUUUGAGCGUUUCAAAAUUGCAUUUUUGUUUUAAUAGUUGGUUAAAGUGCAGAAAAUAUACAAAAAAACAGUAUACUUUAAGUGAUUUAUUUAAUAUUUUGUUCAUUAUAAAAGCAGCUAUUUAUAUGUGGCUUAAUGGCGGAGUAGCUUAAGUCAAGUUUCGCGAGAAACUAGGCGUGGUAUUGUUGGCAUUAUAUAAGUAAAAGCGUUUAAAUAAACAUUGGACGUUUUCGAAAAUUAUAUUUUACGAUGAAAUUCUUUGAAUUUAUCUCACAAAAAUGUUUGUAUUAGAAAAAUUAUUUUUGGUUUAAAAUUUAAACCAAAUUCUUUAUAACCUCAAACUAACAUAAUCAACUUAAGCUACUUUUCCAUACAAACACAGUUAUGUUACACACCUAUUCGUUGCAAAUAAAUUUAAUUAAAUUUUCUAUCAUAGAAAAGUUGAAAUUGCAUAUCUCUAUAUAAACAAUUUAAUUACAAUUUCAAAUACUUUUAUAUUUACCUACAAAAAAUUGCAUAAAAAACAUGUCACAUUGCCUACCAUAGAAACCCAUGUCGCAUUACCGACCAUAUACAAUUUUAAAUUGUAUUACUAUUUAUAAAUAAUUGAAUUACAACUUUAAAUACUUUAUUGCAUGUAAGUUUGUUUUCAACUUGUUGUUAUUGUUGUACCGGCAGAAUUAUGCCAAGUUGACAGUUCUUUGCCAGAUAAACCCGGGUCCGUUCCGGUUACGUAGAAACGACUGUAGUGUGAACGGUUUUUAACUUCAGUUAUACGCAUAUUUGCAUAUUAUUAUUAUUCUAGUUUGUUUAUUUUUCCUUAUUAAAAUAUUUAUAUGCUACAUUACUAAAUAUUAAGAAAAAGUUCCUUAUUCGCAUUGUCGCUCAGAGAGUAGUAAACAUUUUGUAAAUGCGUCAAUAAAUUUGUAUUAAAGUUUUUUUAAAAAUAAUUAAAAUAAAUUAAAUGAAAAAUUUGGAAAAAUAACAACAACAAAGCAUUCAAGUAAUCAAAAGUAUAUUUUGCAUAUGUGAUUACAGCUUAGUAAUGACUACUUUUCUUAUAUUACAGUUAAGUGGAAAUAAUUCUAACGUUAGUCAUUAUAAAAAUCUUAUUGUGAGACAUAAAAGAUCCAAAAAGCAAAAGAAAACUAGUCUUAAAAGCACACGUGUGAAACUGGGUUAGUUGGCUGCGCGUUUUAAUUAUUUCUAACGUUAAAAACAUUAAAUUAUUGUAAAAAAAUUAAAUUGAGAAAAAAAUGCUUUAGAAGUAAUUAUAUACAUGGGUGUAGGUACGGCUGCGCAUGCUACAUACAUAUAUAAUAACAUAAAAAAUAAAUACAACAAAAUAAAUAAAACCUAAAAAUCAUUAAUUUUCAUAAUUAAUAAAUUAAUUAUAUUUAGUAUGAAUAUUUUUUAAGCAUUUGCAUGCAUAUUUUGUAUAAAAAAUGAAUUAAAUUAAUAUUUAAAGAUACGCAAGCCUAUUGUAACAGUUAAAUUACUUAACUGUGAAUUUAAUAAUAAAUUCUGUUUGAUAAAUUGCAUAAAAAUAACAUAAAUAAAUAUUUGUAAAUUUAUACUUAUAUAUUAAAAAAAUAUUUUUUUUUGCAAAUAAAAUAACUCUUUUGUAAUAUAAAUUAUUAUUAUUUUUAAUCAAAUUAAUUUUAAGCGCAAAUUGUGUAGAAAAAGUAAUAAUUUAAUACUUAGGCAACAAAAUAUGUUCAAUUUUUUUUGUUAAUUUUCUUAUAAAUAGUCUAUGAAAAAUGAUUUCAUUAUGCAAAUUUUAUAUUAAAGUAAUCACUUACAUAUAAAAAUAUAAUUUAUCACAUACUUUCUGCUAUUAUAUAUAUGUAUGUAUUAAGAAGCUCUUCAUAUAAUUUUUACCGUUAUAAUAUGUUCAUACAUAUAACAUGACACUGUAGCAAUACACAAACAGCCUCAUGAAAUGUAUGUGCGAUCAUAUAGAUACAUACAUAUGUGAGUAAAAUAUUAGCAACUUUGUAUAUAGACUUGAAGACUUGUGUGCGCGACUAUUCUUGACUAAAGCAUAUAUUUAUUAUUAUUAAAUGCAUAUGAUUGUAUUAUUAAAUGCAUCUAUAAUCCACAAGUACUAUAAGUCUACUUAUAAAUAUUAUAGUAACUACAAGUGUACUAUAAACAUUUAUCCUAUAUAUUCUAUAUUAUCAAUUAUACUUAUAAGUGCAUAUUUAGGUUUUUGUUUUGCUCUGCUAUUUGAGAAAUGAUUGCAAAUGAUUAUAUAUAACUAUUAUUGCAUUACUGAUUGAUUACAUAACUGUAAUGAUUGUAACUAUUAUUAUUAUAUAUUAUAUUUAUAUACAGCAAGAUAGUGCAGUUAAUAAAUAUACACACAUAUGUAAAUGAGAGAUCAUUUAAAAAUAUAAGGAAAUAAAUAUUAAAAUGUGAAAUAUUAA
Bactrocera oleae (olive fruit fly) is the source of this 9100-nucleotide messenger RNA. RefSeq names its product javelin-like (gene jvl). NCBI's taxonomy places the organism in Eukaryota, Metazoa, Arthropoda, Insecta, Diptera, Tephritidae. The record is from RefSeq and is a predicted model, not a curated record.